Drosophila ficusphila is the source of this 1170-nucleotide messenger RNA. RefSeq names its product ferritin heavy chain (gene Fer2LCH). NCBI's taxonomy places the organism in Eukaryota, Metazoa, Arthropoda, Insecta, Diptera, Drosophilidae. Gene Ontology annotation, biological process: iron ion transport; intracellular iron ion homeostasis. Bases 149 to 832 code for a protein of 227 amino acids. Gene Ontology annotation, molecular function: ferric iron binding; ferrous iron binding. The record is from RefSeq and is a predicted model, not a curated record. Gene Ontology annotation, cellular component: cytoplasm. The transcript is spliced from 3 exons.
CAAAAACACACACACAGCCUUAUCGAUCGCAUUGAAAGAGACGAACGCGACUGCUAUAAACAGCAGUUCAUUUCCAGAGCCCCAACAAGCAGCACCAAAAAGCGAGUUUAAAGCGUAAUUAAAACACACUGAAUAACCAGCCGUAAAGAUGAAACUUUUCGUUGCUCUCGCUCUCUUUGCGAGCCUCAGCUCUCUUGCUUUGGCCAAGGAUGAAGAGUAUUGCCAAAACACUGUUAUCACCGCUUGCGCUUCGUCAGCCUUCUCCGGCAACUCCAUUUGUAAUGCCCGAUUCGCUGGCAUCGACCAUGUGGAGCCCGAGAUCCAGGCCUACAUCAACGCCCAGUUGACCAAGUCGUACGACUAUCUGUUGUUGGCCACCCACUUCAACUCUUACCAGAAGAACCGCCCCGGAUUCCAGAAGCUGUACCAGGGUCUCUCGGACCGCUCCUUCGACGAUAGCAUCGCCCUGAUCAAGCAGAUCACCCGCCGCGGCGGAGUUGUGGACUUCAACACCCGUCACGAGUCUCCGGCCUCGGUGAGCACCAAGCGCAACACUGUGGAGGUCGAUGAACUGCACUCCCUGGCUCUGGCUUUGGACACCGAGAAGCAGCUGGCCAGUGGAGCCACCCACGUGCACUCCCGUGCCACCCACGCCGCCGAUGCCGACCGGGACCCCGAGCUGGCCCACUACAUCGAGGAGAACUUCCUGGGCAAACAGGCCGACAGCGUGCGCAAGCUGUCCGGAUAUGCCAACGACCUCGCCAAGCUGAUGAAGGUUCCGGAUCCAUCUCUGUCCGUCUACCUGUUCGACGAGUACCUGCAGAAGCAGUAAAGACCGGGCGAUACACCCUCGCAACACUCCUACACUAUUCCCUCAAAAUUGCUCUCAUCAUCCCGCAAAAAUAUCGCAGUUAAAUCCCUUAUAAAUUAAUUUGUUUCCUUGGUUUGUUCAUCAAUAAAUCGCAGUGCAGCAGCAGCAUUAUCAAGCAGCCAAAAAUAAAUGAUUUACACCCCGGUUUCCCAAGUUCACCUUGAUUUACCAGCACACAAGAUUGUGAUAAUGUUAUCAUAAAUAAGUUAGCAACUCGCCCCAGCAAAUGUAUCUUUAGAUUGUAUGUUACCGCUUGAACAAAUAAACACAACAAAGUAACUAAAUAUCAACUAGUAAAA